AUGGAGGAAGCCAAGGGUUGGGCUGAAUCCUUCCUCACCAAACGUGGACACGAUGCCUGGCAUCCCCGCCGAGAGUGGUCUGUGGUCCCCUCCGGCGAUCACUACAGUGUCUCUGAGAUAUCACUGUCCCCAUUUCCCAGAUGGGAAAACCGAGGCUCCAAAUGGCUAAGAAACGUGCCCAAGUGUCUGAACCUGCAGGCAGCGGACUGGGGCUCAGGCCUGGGUCUGUGUGGCCUCCUUAGUCAGUGGGGAGUGGGUGUGAGGGAAGCCCAGGUGACACUGGCCCAGCAGGACACACAGGACAGCAGGUGCAGAGGAACCCGCACCAAGGGACCCCACCCACAGGCAGCAGCGGCAUCUGUGGCAGGGAGAUUUGCCUCUGGGCUCCUUGCACUGUCCCAUGAGUUGUCCAAGGACUGGGACCUGGGGUUGGGAGGGACACACAGCAGCCGUUGGCUGUGUUGCCAUGACACGACAGAGGUUCCAGCCACCAGCACAGGCCGCCUGUCCUGGGGAGACAGUCCUAUUUGUAACGUCUAUCUCAGCGUGAAUCGGGAAGACAGUCCUGUUUGUGACAUCUAUCUCAGCCUGAAUCAGGGAGACAGUCCUGGCCCGUGCAGGUUCCCGGACCUCCAGCUGCACCCUGGAGGGGGUGAGGGGGGCUCACUGUAUGGCAUGUGCCAGGUGGAGGGGCUGGCGUGGGACAGGGGGAUGGAGCUGGGGGGAAGAUCAGCAGAUCCCUGGACACAUGGGCCGAGUCCCUGGGUUUGUGAGACUUCACUCCACCUCACAGGGGUCGUCUGGGUUUAUGGUCUCUGGCCAGGCGGGUGUAGGAGCCUCUCUCCUUCAGCUCAGGCUCGCGCUACGCCAGAAAGGGAAGGGCAAGAGCACCCCCUCAACCCAGAGGACCCCCAGAUCAACAGACCACCCAGGCUACAAUCAACUCCGGUGGCGCUUUUAAUCACCCCAGCAGGAAUGGUGACUGUACACAGACAUUCAAUUCCCAGUGACACACAUACCUCCCGGGCAAAACUGUGUUUCCAUAAACCUUGCAGAAAUGAUUCAGAGAGCUGGCUGAUCGACAGCCUCCUGGACACCAGUGUGCAGACGCCGUGUCCUCAGCACCCCCACACUCAGCCACCCUGCGAGCCCCAGCCCCUGGAACACUCCAGCUGCCUCUCCACUUGUCUGGCGGGAUGUUUCCUCCCGGUGCCCUCAUCACCUCACACCCACCCUCUUUUCCCAGGCUCCCGGUUCCCCCCACCACUUGCUCUGCUGAUGGGUACAUUCUCCCCAGGUCUGGCCAUGAAGCCAUCCUGGGUGCCUCAGUUUCUCUUGCUGGCCAGGCAGUCACGCACCUCAGUGAGAAUGCCACUCUCUGCCACCACCCAGCCUGGCUCAGUGGGAUGCCUGCACUUUCCCAAGUUGCGUUCCUCCAGCCCAUUCUCUGGACACUCAGAUGAGAACAAGGCUACUGGCCAAGGGUGUGAGAGCAGGGAUCAGCCUCAGAGACCAUCCCAUCUCUGUGAGUGUUCUGAAGCUGCCAAGCACAGUGCCACCAACGGGGUGGCUGAGACCAACAGAAAUGUAUUCCCUCUUGGUUCUGAGGCCAGAAGCCUGAGCUCAAGGCAUCAGGAGAGCCAGCCCCGCUCUGGCAGCUCUAGAAGAGAAUCUGUUUCUCACUCUCCCAGCUUCUGGUGUUGCUGGCAACCAUUAGCAUUCUUGACUUGUGGCUGGGCUGCUCCCAUCUCUGCCCCUGGGGUCAUGUGGCCUUCUGCCCGGCCUUGCUGUGUGUCCCCUCCUCUUGUAAGACUCCAGUCACUGGGUUUAGGGCCCACACAAAUCUAG
Molecule: messenger RNA, 1848 nt
Organism: Symphalangus syndactylus (siamang)
Lineage: Eukaryota; Metazoa; Chordata; Mammalia; Primates; Hylobatidae
Source: RefSeq, a predicted model, not a curated record